Molecule: messenger RNA, 2820 nt
Organism: Eleginops maclovinus (Patagonian blennie)
Lineage: Eukaryota; Metazoa; Chordata; Actinopteri; Perciformes; Eleginopidae
Gene: ccdc61
Product: coiled-coil domain containing 61
Exons: 13
Coding region: 265-1824 (519 amino acids)
Source: RefSeq, a predicted model, not a curated record
AGGGGCGCGAGCCUCCCUGAAGCAGCAGAGGAAGACGCGGCGGGGCAAACUGAAGAAGAAGAAUUUAACGGUUCCCGGUUGUUGAACCGCUCCCGUCUCCACGGUGCCGCCUGUGCUUUCACAGCAGUGUUAACUGUACUGUCACCUCUCAUCAAGCGCCUGGCUGUUUCCCCACCUCACCGACUGCUUUGUUUUCUAACGUUUAGCUAUGUGUUGACAACUUCCCUCAUUACGGAUCAUUACUGCGACCAAAGACUCAGAGCGAUGGAGGAGGGCUCUGAGGUGGUGGAGGAUAUCGUAUUUCGAGGAGUGGAGUUUUCUGUGAAGAUAGAGGUGGACAAGGGUUUGCUGAUAGUUGAAAUCUCUGAUGCUAUGACAGCAGAUCAGUGGAGAGGGGACUUUGAUCCAGCAUACAUUGAAGACCUCACCCGCAAAACGGGCAACUUCAAGCAGUUCCCUAUUUUCUGCAGCAUGUUGGAAUCAGCUGUUAGAAAGAUGAGUGAUUCUGUUACACUCGACCUCUUGACCUAUGCCGACCUGGAGCUGCUCCGCAACAGAAAAGCCGGAGUGGUUAGUCGUCCCCGCGGCAAUCAACAGUCAUCUGUUCUCACUGCCAAAAGAUAUCUAAUCCUCAUAUACACUGUAGAGUUUGACAGGAUACACUACCCUUUACCCCUGCCCUAUGUGGGUAAGCCCGACCCAGCCGCCCUGCAGAAGGAAGUCCGAGCUCUGAAAGCUGAGCUCAACAACGUCUCCUCUCAUGGAAUCAACAAAGCUGCACAACUAGAAAUCCAGCAGCUACGAGCAGAGCUGGCUCUGGUGAAAGAAGAGAAGGAGGCUAUGGCUAAGGUGCUGGAGCGACUGCAGAUCGGUGGAGGUGGUUUGGUGGCUGGACGAGAGGACAGGAGGGGCAGAGGCGUGGUGAGGCAUCUGGAGGAGCAGCUCGUGAAGGAGAGGGCCAAAAGUCAACGCUCAGCUAGCAAGAGAUGCCAGGACCAGCACCUCCUCAUGGAACAGUUUGAGGGCCUGAGAGCAUCAGAGUGCGCUCUCCGUGUUCGGGUCAAGAGUCUCAGCAGUGAACUGGCAUUACUACGGAGAGGGUUAGACAUUCUAAGCGUGAGAGUGACUCCUGUUCACUUCAGCUCUCGACUGGAUGGGGAAGCCUAUCGCUCUCUGUCCUGCGAGAGGAGGUCAGGGUACGGGACACUGAGGGCUCGCUCGGGGUCCAGAGAGCGGAUGGAGGACAGAGGGCAAAGGUCAGAGGAUAGGGGAAGGAGAGCGGACUCUUCGGGACCGCGUGCUUCAAUACGCAGGCCGUCGGCUUCUCCCACUGCUUUUCUUUCUUUUACAGGGUCCCAGGUUCAACGCUUUGACCCAACUGCUUACAUCCAGGACAGACAGCGCAGACAGAAAGAGGCAGAGCUCAAAAAACAGAGGAAGGUACGGAGGGACAUUCUGAUCUCACCCAACGUCCCAGAGAGGGGGCGGUCACGCUCCAGGGAUGCCUAUCCUCACACAGCCCGAGCCGGUAGCAGAGGCAGGAGUUUAUCAAUAGAGCGGAGAGGGAGCAGGAACUCCUCUGAAAGCUCCUUAGUGGAUAUGGAAGAAAUGUCCCAAAAUCUGUUCAGAGGAAGAAAAAAGACCUACAACGGACCCAGUGUGUCUAGAGGAGGCCUUUCCACCAGGAAGCAAUUAUGCAGUACUCCAACCCACAGGACUAAAGACAAAGAGAGCUCCAUAAAUACAGGAGCUGAGCUGUCGGACAUCGAUGCCCGGCUGCUGGCCCUGCAGGAGUACAUGAGGGACCUGGAUACAGGACACUAACAUGUUAUAUCUGAAAACUGUACAAUGUGGAGCUCAGGGCGUCUUUAUUCUUUUCUACUCCCGUGAAAUACUGAGGAACGGGUAGAGUGACGGGUUAACCGGUGCUCAUGUGAGAGACUGGAACCCAGAAGCUCAGAUCCAGGACUUCAGGACAGCUACAGCCAUCACUGUGAACUGAAUUCAAUUUUUUUUAUUUACUACAUUUUUAUAAAUUAACUUAAAGAUGUCUGAGUGAGUUGUUGUCCUUUCUUUUUAUAACACCUGACCAAAACUUGUUACAUGGAUGUGAAAGUUUGGCAGUCCUUGAAUACUUUAUGUUUGUCCUUACUCACUGUCGAUGUUUUCUUUCCUUUUUUGGUUGAUUGAGAGCACACCACGUUGUCUGUUGUGUUUUCUCUAAAUGUGUGUCAUCAUUUCUAAACACAUUUGAUCCAAGCAGCUAUUUUAAAUCAAAUGUAAGUAAGUGCAAAUGUGUUUAACAUGUUAACCAUAGUGUUAAACGUGCAAUGGCCUGACGUGUCUUCUGCCCACUGCACUGAUUUUGUGGUUAAAUGUCAUUACAGCCUAAUUCUGCAUUUCGUAUGUUGUUACAUUAGCUCUAUUUCCUGCUAGACCUCGAACUCAACAUUACCUGCGAUCCAACCUUUUUCUUAUCCACGUAGUGCAUUCAAAUGUUACAUUCUGUAGUCUGUGUGACUGAAAGUAGACCCAGCUUUCCAAAUGCAAGCAUAAAACAUAUUCAUCUUUGGUAACAUUGGUGUAAGGGAACAAAACUUACUGUAUAUGCCAAGUGUGAGAACACACACUCCUUUUCUAUGAUAGUGAAACUGCCAAAUUUUGGAUGAACUGUUGUAAGUUUGCCAAUACUUGUACUCUAUUUUCCCCCAGCCUAAUGUCUUUUAUACCUUCAAAAAAUAUAAUUUAUAAGAAACAUAUCCUGUGUUUAUUUUUUUACUUCCAUUUGCGUAGUUGGUGAAGUGGAGCCUGAGGGAAGUC